AUGAUAACAAACUUAUUUUCCUCUUUUGACCCUAUAUCUUCAACUUUUAAUUUACAACUAAAUUGAUUGUCUAUAUUCUUAUUUAUUAUUGUAUUUUAUCCUUUAUACUGAAUUUCGAAUUCUAAAUCAUCAGUUCUUUAUAGUGAGCUCACAUCUUAUAUCACAAAGGAAUUUAUGCCUUUAUUUAAAAGUUACAAAAAUAUUAUUAUAUUUAAUGUUUUAUUUAUAUUUAUUCUAAUUAAUAAUGUUUUUGGGUUAAUACCUUACACUUUUACUAGAACUGCCCAUAUUGCAAUAACUUUAUCAAUGGCUUUGACUAUCUGGGUAAUUUUUAUAUUAUACGGAUGAGUUAACAACACAAAUCAUAUAUUUGCUCACUUAGUUCCUUUAGGAACUCCUAUUGUUUUAAUACCAUUUAUGGUAUUAAUUGAAUCUAUUAGAAAUAUUAUUCGUCCUAUUACCUUAUCGGUACGUUUAGCUGCUAAUCUAACUGCUGGUCACUUGCUUUUAAUUUUGCUUGGAGAGAGUAUGGUUAAUAAUAGAAUUCUAAUUAUUAUUACCGUGACUGCGGCUCAAUUCGCUUUAAUAACUCUUGAAGCAGCUGUAGCUGUAAUUCAAGCUUAUGUUUUUGCUACUUUAUCCACUUUAUACGCUAGAGAAGUAUAA
Messenger RNA from Amphibalanus amphitrite, 666 nucleotides. The record is from the annotation of a RefSeq genome assembly. NCBI's taxonomy places the organism in Eukaryota, Metazoa, Arthropoda, Thecostraca, Balanomorpha, Balanidae.